UCAUUCCGGGGCGCAACGGAAGCGGAGCGCAACUGCGGACUCCGCCGCCUCCAGCCUGGCCCCGCGGCGGGCAGCGCCUCCACGCGGGCCGGCGGGGUACAAAGCAGUGCCGGUGCGCCACAUCCCCGGUGAGGCGGAGAUCGUACCGUAAACACAACCGCCGUGCGCCCUUGGGUCAUGCCCGAGCAGGCGAACGGUGGCGUUUCCCGGGCAGCACUGCAACUGCGAGCCCUGCCUGAGCGCUCGAAAGCCGCCCCGCGGCAGCACGUUGUCCACCGGCGGGAUCGGAUCGGGGGGCUGUCCUGGGCGGGGGUCGCGCUGGCAGCGCAGAGGCAAGGCGUGAGGGUGGGGACAAAACCAGGAGGAACCUCCGCGGAGCCCCCGAACACGCUGCUCCCGGGAGCGAGGACGCGGCCUUCCGCCAGUGUCCCGCCGCUGCCCGCUGCCUAUUGUACUAGGGGUGCGCGGGGGACUUUGGGCUGCCUUACAGCGCGGCCGGGAGGCUCGGCAGCCCGCUGGGUGUCACCGGGUGUGGCCUGGCCUCUCCGCUCCCCUCCGCACCUGCGGGGCGGUGCGGGCUCGGGCGCGGCUCGGCUCUGCGAGCGGCCCCUCCUCCAGGAAGCCGGAUCUGCCGCAUCCUCGUCGGCGGGGCCGGCGGCGCAGUCCUGGUCGCGCUGGGCAGCGCCGCCGCAACCUCCGCAGCAGGAUGCGGCUGCCGGCUGAGCCCCACGCCGUGCCCCGCCGUUGCCCUUUGCUCCUUCUGCUUCUCACGAAUUUUGUGCUGUGCUUCGGGAAGGAGACGUUACGGACCACAGCUGUCGCUCCCCAGACAGAACAAAACGUGGACUAUGUGGACUUCAUUCAUUUAAACAUUUUAGAGAAGAAAGUGCUUAACAAUUCUGAGGUUUCAGUUCGGUAUUUGUGUUCUAAGCCUUGUAUCAUUACCUUGGAAGCAGUGGCUUCCUCUGAGUUCAGGACUGGUGUACCAGUGUAUAGAAGGAGAUGGGAGGAUGAGAAGAACCUUCACGUUAGCAGAACUCGACAAGUACAUUUGAAAUUUCCAAGCAUCAUGGUUUACAGAGAUGAUUAUAUCAUCAGAAACUCAGUAAUAGUGCACAGUGUGAUACUAUAUGCGUGGAUUAGUCACAAAUCAGUUGGCAGCUUUGGUGUUGAGCAGAAGGAAGACUACCAAGAUGCAGUGGCCAAGAACUACACUUUCUUAGAAGCGGUUCCGCCUUUUGAACGCCCCUAUAAGGACCACAAAGUUUGUCUCCAGUGGGGUGCUGACUAUUUGUGGAUGCUUCAGGCCAACAGGAUACCUCAGUGCCCUCAUGAGAGUGAUGACGUCCAGAUUCUCGACUUCAUAUAUGCUUCCAGUGGGGACAAAACAGGAAUAGUGAAGAAAUUUGAACAGUUUGAAAACAGAGAACUUGAGACAGUCCGACAACAUCAAAUUGAUUAUCCCAUGUUCACUGUUUCGAUCUGGCUGUAUUUACUCCAUCACUGUGAAAAGGAUCUGUGUGGUAUACUCUAUUUUAUUGAUCCAAAGGAAAUGUAUAGUACUCCUGCUGUGUUUCUAAAUGAGGAAGGUUAUGUGCAUAUUCAGAUGCACCUCAUGAGAGGAGAUGACCUGGCAGUGAAAACUAGCUUCAGCCUCCCUCUGAGGCAGUGGUUUCGACUGGACCUCUCUUUCAAGGGUGGACAGAUAGAAGCAAGCACUGCUGGGAAGAAUCUGCAAGUACAUCAUCAUCAAUCUUUUACUUUUAGGGAAGAUUUUUACUAUGAUGACACUGCUGGAUACUUUGUGCUUGGGGGCAGUGGCUAUGUGAGUGGUAUCGAAGCGUUCUUUGGACCUGUGAAGUACUAUCGUCUGAAUGUGCUGGAAACAGAACAGAUCUUUAACCCUCUUCGUGACAAAGAAACUGUGGAACAGAUUGAGCUCUACUACAGGAGAUGUAUGGACGUUCAAGAACUGGUUCAUGAGUACAGACACAUUGUGAGGCAAGGGGAAAAAGUGCAAAGAAAUUGUUACUAUGAAAACUAUUACCUGGAGCUGAUUCAUAAAUAUGGAGAAAAAUCCAAAUGUGAAGCCUUCGUGUGGGGAAAAGAGGUCAGGGAGAGAUACCACAGUUUGUUCAGACUGUUACAGGAGAUGGAUUUCAGUGCUCCAGAGGUAUUGGAAGAUGAAGGUAGUCCAGUUCUAGAAGUUGGCCAGAGGAUAUUUGAGAAGGCUGCAAAGGGUCUGUCCAGUGCUGAUGGCCUCAGCAGUGUGGACUCCUAUGUCCCUCUCCUGAUGGAUUCCAGUUGCUGUGGAUACCACAAGGCUUCCUAUUUCCUUGCAGUUAUCUUUGAAACAGGGCUUGGUGUGGCUGUGGAUCCUACAAAAGGACGGCUGUACAGUUUGGUUGGUGCUCAGGGAAAUGAGAGACUUGCUGUGAUGAGCCUUGGCUAUAAACAUUACCAAGGCAUUAACAACUACCCUCUUGAUUUGGAGCUGUCCUAUGCUUAUUACAGUAACAUUGCACUAAAGACCUCAUUGGAUCAACACACCAUAAAAGGGGAGCAGGCAUUUGUUGAAACCAUAAGGCUGAUGGAUGAUGAACUGCUAAAAGCCCAAACAAAAGAAAACGGCGAUGUCUUUAUGUGGUUAAAGCAGGAAGCAACAAGGGGAAAUGCAGCUGCACAGCAACGAUUGGCUCAGAUGCUCUUUUGGGGCCAGCAAGGAGUGGCAAAAAACCCUGAAGCUGCAAUAGAAUGGUAUGCAAAAGGAGCAAUAGAAACAGAAGAUCCAGUGUUAAUAUACGAUUAUGCCAUUGUGUUGUUCAAGGGCCAAGGUGUGAAAAAGAAUACAAAACUUGCUUUGGAAUUGAUGAAGAAAGCAGCAGCUAAGGGCUUGCCCCAGGCAGUGAAUGGAUUGGGAUGGUACUACCACAAUUUUAAGAGAGACUACAGAAAAGCAGCUGAGCACUGGUUAAUUGCUGAAGAGAUGGGAAAUCCAGAUGCUUCAUACAACCUUGGUGUCCUUUACUUGGAUGGGAUCUACCCUGGAGUACCUGGUAGAAAUCAAACAGUUGCUGCACGAUAUUUCUACAAAGCUGCCCAAGGAGGACAUAUAGAAGGGACUCUGCGGUGCUCUCAGUACUACAUCACAGGGAACAUGGAAGACUUCCCCAGGGAUCCAGAAAAAGCUGUAAUCUGGGCAAAACACAUUGCAGAGAAAAAUGGCUACUUAGGUCAUGUCAUCAGAAAAGCUCUCAAUGCUUAUCUGGAGCUGUCCUGGCACGAAGCUCUGCUGCAUUACGUUUUAGCUGCUGAAACUGGCAUUGAAGUGUCACAAUCCAAUUUAGCACACAUCUGCGAGGAGAGACCGGACCUAGCAAGGCAAUACCUAGCAACUGAUUGUGUCUGGAGAUACUACAAUUUCUCUGUUUCUCAAGUCAAUGCACCAUCAUUUGCUUAUCUGAAGAUGGGUGACUUCUAUUACUAUGGCUACCAGAACCAGUCCAAAGACCUGGAGCUCUCCAUGCGGAUGUACGCGCAAGCUGCCUUAGAAGGAGAUUCGCAGGGUUUCUUUAAUUUGGCACUUGUCAUAGAAGAGGGCAACUCUAUACCUUCCUACAUUCUGAAUCACCUGGAUAUUGAUCAGGCAUUGCAUUCUAGUAACACAUCACUUCUUCAGGAGCUUUAUUACAGGUGCUGGAAUAACAGUAACCAGGAAUCAAUUAGUCCAUGCUCAUUAGCAUUGCUUUAUUUUUACCUGCGAGUUUUCUGGAACAAUGUGUUACAAUCUACUCUGAUCUACUUCAUGGGAACCUUUGUUUUGUCGAUUCUGGUUGCAUUUACAGUGCAGCAUUUUCAGUCUUUAUCUGCCCAGAACACUCCUGGAACAAGAUCAGAAGCACUGUCAGAUGAACCUUCUUCCUCAGGGAAUAGCAGUGAUGAUGCUACCAGACUAAUGCAGCAAGAUGAAUCUACUUCCUCAAAUGGUUUAGAACAGCAGGAGUCAGACCCUCAGAAUCCUCUUGUUACAAGCUGAAGUGUAGUUUCCUAAAGGCUGAUGUCCUCUUGGGAAGGUGGGAUAGGAACAACUACCAAGCUAAGAACUGGCAGCCAACCCUAUGGUGGCAUAAAUUAUGAAGUCCAACAGCCAAAAUUGCAGGGAAAUUCACUGAUCUGAUUUCUCCACUACAAGGAAAAAACAGCCCUAUCAUUUAUUUAAUACUCCAAACAGGUAAUAGUGAGGGAACCUGCAUUCCCCCCACCCAAUCAGAAUGGAUUUCAUUGAAGAACUUGAGGAAAACAGGCAGAGCCUUUGCCAAAUUGAAGAAUGAGCAAAUCUCUCCCCAGUUUUGAUGGAGAAGUUUUCCCUCACCUAUCUAAUAUUAAAUUCUCUUUACUGCAUUUGAGCUUAUUUUACUGGUAAAGUUGCUAGAAUUUUUUUUUUCCAAGUUGGAAGCAUGGAAAUUCCAUAAAAGUGAAACCCAGCCACCAAUACUUCCCCAGUUCCAUGGCACACCAGUACAGGCAGUGGUAACAAAUAGGUUCUUUUGCCAUCUUAUACUGCAUCCUUACUCUUUGGUCCAAGAAGUGCUUUGUUUUGGAAGGAAAACACCAGGCACAGUUGCAGCAGCACUUCUGCUGGGCAAGCUUGGUCAAAGUUUCACAAGUGUCAGCAGGCCCCUGCUGGAUGCCAAGGAAAUGUUUCCUGCCCUGAUGAGAGAAAUAAAGAAACAAAUGGAUAAAUGAAAUAGCAUUUGAACGUGGACAGGUGACAGCAAGUGUCUGAACGAGUUAGUUGUGGAUUGCAGUACCAGGGGCAAGGAUUUAUCUCAUGUUCUCUGGACGACACUUGUUUAAGUGACAGUCCAAGUGCCAGAUGGGCUAUAUGGAAACCAACUACAGAGUGCAGAUGCCUUCUGCCUGGGAGGUGGCUGUAGGAAGAGUCUGGCCUCUAGAGCAGGUGUGCACGCACCUCUGCAGAACGACGUAGCUCACAGACUAUAAAUUGCAUCAAUCUAUGCAUUACUGAGGGUUAAAUCCACUCUCCUUGCACUACAUUAUUUGCUCUUGUAAAUAAAAAUAUUUUUCUAAUUCA
Molecule: messenger RNA, 5095 nt
Organism: Pogoniulus pusillus (Red-fronted tinkerbird)
Lineage: Eukaryota; Metazoa; Chordata; Aves; Piciformes; Lybiidae
Gene: SEL1L3
Product: SEL1L family member 3
Exons: 24
Coding region: 707-4036 (1109 amino acids)
Molecular function (GO): protein binding
Source: RefSeq, a predicted model, not a curated record